AUGACUGAUAAAAGACGUGAUUGUAUCAUGGAGACAAUAACUUGUGGACAUGAUUACACAACAACUUCAAUACAUCAUCAUGGAACAAAUAUCAAUUUGGAAAAUAAUCCUAUGCAAACUUUCGAAAAUACUACUUCACCUUAUUUUAUUAAUUCAAAGCCAAUAGAUCGAUUGAUGGUCAACACAUCCGGUAUAUAUGUGAAUAAGAGUCAUUAUAAUGAAAAUACAUCAGGUGUUUUGAUGAAUGUGGAAAAUUCCCAACAUACAGACAGUGCAAUACAUACUUUAGUUAGUAAUAGUAAUAAUACUACUACUACUAUUACUGGUGUGAAUACUGCAAAUGCUGGAAAUGACGAUGCAGAUGUAACAAUGUGUAUAUGUCCAGUUUGUGGUUUCUCUGCAUCAUCUCCACGUAGACAAGAUGAACAUAUGGAACUAGUACAUGGUGAUGUAACAGUAUCUAAUAUUUUAACAACCAGUAAUUUAACAUCAAUCACACCACCAACAUCAACUAUGAUAACAAUGAAUCAAGAGAAUUCUGACAGUCCUAAAUCAUCUAUAAAAUCUAUGAAAUUAGAUUGGCCCUUAGAAAUGAAUAAUUCAACAUCUUUUGAUUUUUUUCAAUCACAUCAACCAACAAUGAAUUUACAACAACAAAAUUAUCACUCAUAUAAUUCGUUUGCAUUACAAGCAUCAUCUACACCACAACGUGUAAAAUUUUGGUCAACCGAGCCGGAACAAAUCAAUUCAUCAUUAACAACAAGUGAACAAAUGCUUAAAAAUCAAAAGUUAGAUACUGUAUAUAGUAAAAAUCAUAGUAACUGUUGCCUUACUGCUACUACUACUACCACUACUACUAAUACUAAUACGAAUAGUGUGGGUGGGACUAUUGAUAAAUUUAAGAUAAUUUCCACGAAUACUGGUAUUAAUCCUGGUACUACAAGUACAACUUAUACUAUUGCGACGAUAACAACGACUUGCUCAAACAACUCAUCAUCAUCAUCAACAUCACCAUCUACAACAGAGAUUCAUUCAAAAUUCAAAAGUUCAAAAAUGACAAACAAUAAUAAUAAUGAGAUAAAAAAAUCUGAGAAAUCUCGAUCAUAUUCAUCAUCAUUGAAAAAUGGUAAAUCUAAGGAGAAACAAAAAUGUUUCUCAUUAUCAUUAUCAUCAUCGACAUUAUCCUUAUCAACAUCCUCAUCACCAUCUUCAUUGUUAUCCGUAACAACAUCUCCAUCAUCUAUUACAACAAUUACAACCACAACAGGAACGGGAACAGCGACUAAAGUAAUCACAGUUGGAGAUGAUGAUGACGAUCAUCAUCAUCCAGUUGUGAAGAAAGUCGAUUCAAGAAGACGUUAUCGAUGUAACAUUUGUCCAACAACAUUUCCAUGGCAUGGUGAUCUAACAGAACACUUACGCUCUGUGCAUGGAAUGCAAAAAUCACGUGAAAAUGCACGUAAUGGUAAAGCUGGAAGUUUUUGUUGUAGUCAUUGUAAAUAUGUUGCAAAAUAUCAAAGUGAAUUAAAUCGUCAUAUGCGAUUACAUUGGGGUGUUAAACCAUUCAUAUGUGUUUUUUGUCCAUAUCGUAGUGCAUGGAAAGGUGAUUUAAAACGUCAUAUGGAAUCACAUCAUAGAGAACGUUUUACAUGUGAAACAGAAUUAAUUAAAAUUAUGUCACAAUUUAAAAAUAACGCUGGUACAAGAACAUCAUCAGCAGCAGCAUCAUCAAUGACUAGUGGUUAUGAACAUACUUCCACAUUGCCUAUUUCACAAUUUGAUAUAACAACCGAAAGUAGUGAAGGUGAUAAUACAAGUGAUCGAUACAAUUGUUUACAUAUUGAUGAAGAAGAAGAAGGAAAUAUUAUAAUUACUACUACUAGUACUACUACUACUACUACCACUACCACUACUACUACUACUACUCAUGAUAAUAAUAAUAGUAGUAAUAAUAGUCUUAGUAUUGAUGUUGAAAAUUCAGAUGACAGUUCCAAUGAAAGUGAUGAUAAAAUGAACUCAAUUGUUAAAUCAUAUUCACGUAAACAUUCAUUAAAAACUAAUUACUCACUAUUACAUAAUGAAUCAAACAGUAUGGAUACUAUCAAUAAUAUCAAUGGUAAUAAUACUAAUAGUAGUAUUAAUAGUACUGUAAACCUUACUAAUACUAUGAUAAAUAAUUAUCUACCUCAAAUGACAAUUGCUGAAAAUAGUUUAAUCUGUCAUAUUUGUUCAUAUCAUGCACAAAAUCAAAGUAAAUUCAAAAAUCAUAUGGCUAGUCAUAUAAAUUUAAAACAAUUUAAAUGUCCAAUCUGUGGACAACGUAGUAAUUAUAAAUGGGAUAUUACAAAACAUUUAAAAAAACAACAUCCAAAUAGUAAUCAAUUACCAAUUACAAUAAUCAAUAAUGAUAUAGAAACAAUUGAUGAACAAUAUAUGAAUACAUCAAUUGGAUCAAUACCAAUCUCUUUAACAAUGUAUUCAACAACAACAACAACAACAACAUCAUCAUCAUCAUUGCCUAUGACUUCAUUGAUCAAUUCACAAUCUUGUACUUCACAAAUACAAUCAUGUAUAUUACCAAGUCAAUCAUCAAUUGUUUCAUUGAUUCCAAUCAGACAACCAUUAACAGUAUUCUCUCGACCACAGAUUACAUCCAUAACACAAUCAUCAUUAACAUCAUCAACAAUAUCACAUUUAUCAGGUUUAUCUGGAAUUUCACCAAAAUCCAAUGAAAUGAUUUCAUUAGAUAUGGAAUGUAAAAAUUAUUCAAAAAUUUCAGAUCAUCAAAUGACAUCAAAUGAUCCUUUGAAUUUAAUUGCAUAUUCAUCUAUAAAACAAUUAUCAUUAACAACAUCAUCAUCUUCAUCAAUAGCAGCAUCACCAUCUAAGAAUUCUUCAUUAAUACAAAAUGAUGAAGAUGAUGAUAUAUUAUCAGUGAAUGAUUCAUUACCAAUUGAUCUAUCAAUUGGAUAUCCUCAUAAACAUGAUGAUAUUAAGAACCCUAUACUACUUACAAAUACACGUCCAUCAUCAUCAGAAUUAAUGUCAAAAAUUUCAUUCGGAAACAAUCAUCAUUAUGCUUAUCCGAAUUUUUCUGCAGAGUUAAAUAGUAGUAUUUAUUCAGGAACGAAAUGUUUUACCACGACGACAACAACAACCAUAGCAUCUCCUAGUAUAAUUACUUCUAAUUCUACUAUUACAUCUGACAAUACAUUAUCGGAUACAAGAUUUCAUUAUCCUAUUUCAUCUAAUUCACAACAGAAUAUUAUGCACAAUAUUACUAAUACUACUACCAGUAAUACUAAUAAUACUUCAAUAUCACCGUAUAUAAUUGGUUCAUUAAUUUCUGACCCAUUAAAAAAUAAUGCAUCAUCAAAUCCAACAAUUAAUUUGCUAUUCAAUAUUCAACAACAGGUUUUAAUGACUGGUCUCUUACAAACAUGGCAACAACAACACAGUCAAAGGUAUCACGAAUUAAAGCAACAACAACAGUCAGAACAAUACAAGAAUUUAACUAUGCAUUAUGAUACACAUGGAGGAGUAACAACGUAUUCUGACAAUAUUAUUAGUAUGACAUCACCUAUUACAUCCACAAUACCGACAAGUCUUUCGCCUAGUAAUAAUAAUAAUAAUAAUGUAACACAGAUUACUAGGACAGUAACUGCUUCGAAUACAACAUUUAGUGGUACUGCUACGACUAAUACUGUCACUAGUACUACAAUGACUACGUCUAAUACACCAUAUCAUACAAUAUUUAGAUCAAUUGCAAAUCAUCAAUUAUCCGGAUUAUUACCAUCAUCAAUUACAACAACAAUUCAAUCACAAAUGAAUGAAAAUUUAAAUAUUGAUUUUACUAAAUAUAAUAAAUUAAAAAAUAAUCAAUUAUCAAUGAAUUGGGAAAAUAUAAAAUCCACAUCAGAUUGGUCUAUACCAUCAAAUAUUGAUUCAUUAGAAUUAUCGAAUAAUUUACAAAAUCAAAAUCAAUCAAAAAAUCAAUUACAUGUUAAUCGAUUUUUUACACCAGGUCGAAGAAAAGAAUCUCAUCGUUUAUUAACUAGAAAUAAUACAGGACGUAAAUCUGCACCAGUUACUAGUUUAUUUAAUUGUCAUUUAGAUGUGAAUAAUCCUAUUUGUACUGUUACUAAUAUAAGUAACAAUAGUAAUAAUAAUGGUACUACUAUUACUACUACUACUAAUAAUAAUAACAAGGAAGAACAAUGGAAACGAUUUCAGUGUUCAGGUUGUGGUCAUCGAUCCAAUUGGAAAUGGGACAUAAAUAAACAUAUUAAAGUUGCACAUCCAGAACGUACAAACAUUAUAACAAUUACAUUAGAUUUAGAAGAUGCUAAAAGCACGUAUAAUGAAUAUAUGAAUCGAAUGAAAUUAUCACGUAAUCGAUAUUUAACUGAAACACAUUCAGAUAUAUCAACAAAUUCCAAUCCAUGGAUAACUUGUGUUGGAUUGACUGGAACUACAAGUACUAGUACUACUACUGCUACUACCACGAUUACAACAACUACUGGUGAAGGUUAUUACAGACCAUUUAAAUGUUCUGUCUGUGGUCAUAGAAGUAAUUGGAAAUGGGAUGUCGGUAAACAUAUAAAACAAAUUCACAAUGGAAAUGGAGAAGUACAGACAUUGAGUUUAGAAGAAGCUAGACGAACUAUACAUCAAUAUAAAAAUCGAAGACGUCAGCAUCAUCAUCAUCAUCAUCAAAAUCGUCUUAGUGAUUUAACAAUUAAAUGUGAACCAAGCUUUUGUAGUUCAUCUGAAUCAAAUAUUAAUCUAUCACCUAUAUCCUUAUCCGUUGGUGAAGGUAUUGUCGAUUUGCCUGUUUCAUCAACCUCUUCCUCUUCUUCCUCCUCCUCGUCAUCCUCAUCAUCUUCUUCAACAUCGAAACAAAUUUUGCAUAAAAAUGAUGAAGAAGUAAAAAUUGAUUAUACCAUUAAUCAUCAUCACCAUCAUCAUCAAGAUAAUAAAUUUCCUUUAUCUUUUGAAUGUAGUCCACUUAAUUUAACUACUAAUAAUUCAAACCUUAUAAAAAUGACAAAAUCAUUAAAAUGUCAUAGGAAUAAAUCAAAAUCAUCUAUUCUUCAUAGAAACAAUCGACUAUUCAUUAAAUUUGGAUGUAAAUUUUGUUCAAUUAAAUUAAAUUCAUGGAAAUCUAUCAUAUUUCAUGUUUAUAUGAAACAUUGUCAACAAUUAACGGUUCCCUUGACAACUUGUAUUAAUAAUAACAAUAAUAAUAAUAAUAGUAAUGAGUACCCCUUAAAAUAUUUCCCUGUAAGAUUACGAUUUAUCAAUGAAUCUACAAAUCAUAAUCAAAUUGAUUUAAAACCUUUAAAAUUUUUAAAACAUCAUUUUAAUAAUUUAAAUCAACAAAUGAAUUCUAUAAAUAAAAAUAAAUUAAAAUAUUCAAAUGAGACAAUAUCUUGUGUUCAAUUAGAUCAAUACAAUAAUCAAUAUUCAACCGAAAACAAUAAUCAAUAUAUAAAUCAUAUAAAAAUCAAUUCAUCAUUUCCUAUAAAUAAAUCAAUAAAAUCGAAAUCAAUCCCAAAUUUUAUUGAUUAUAAUUCAUUAAAAUAUAAGAAAAUUUUAAGAAAAUAUCAAUAUUUUAUAGAACGACAAUAUAAAUAUCAAAUAAAUAAUAAUUCUAAUCCAUUAUUAAAUAUAACACAAUUAAAAUCGAAUUCUUCUGAUUUAUUAUCAAUCAUUAAAAAUACUAAUCAUCCUCAGCAACAUCAUCCUCAUCAGCAACAACAUCAUCACCAAGAACAUCAGCAACACCAAGAACAUCAUCAUCAUCAUCAUCGACCAUUUCGUAAUUUAAUUAGUUCAAAUCAACAAAUUAAUAAUACAAAUAAAAUUAUUAUACAUAAUAAUUCAUUAAUUAAUCAAUAUAUUACUGAUAAUUAUCAAUCUAUCAAUAAAUCAAAUAAUAAUGGAACAAUUUUACAAUUAGCUCAUUUAUUAGAUGAAGUAUUAAAUUUAUUUAAAACACAAUUAAACAUAGAAACAACAAAACAUGAUGUUGCUAAGGAAGAGGAGAAGGAGAAGGAGAAGGAGGAGGAGGAGGUUAGUGAUAGGGGGAUUAAUAAAAAUAAUAUUGGGAGAAUGUUAAUAAAUCAAGAAAAUGAAAAAAAUAAACAUAAUUGGAAUAAUCAUAAUGUUAUUAAUCAUUUAACCGAUAUGAUACAUGAAACAGUGGAGAAAAAUGAAAAUUUUACUUAUACUAAUGAAUUAAUUAAUUCUAGUACAAGUUCUAAUGAAGAAAAUCAUGAAUUAAUAAAUAAUAACAAUAAUAAUAAUGAUAAAUCAACAUAUUACAAUUCAAUAAAUAAAAUUUUAAAACAUCCAGAAAUUGAGAAACGAUUUCUUCAUUUAGCAAAUUUGCUACAUCAAAUAUCACAUGGAACUCAAUGAGAUUGUGUAUACCAUGACGAAUGAAAAAUAGGUUCAAUACAAGUAUCCAAUUUGAGUGAAUACAUCAGAAAACAAUAUCUAGUUAAUUUUGUAAAUAAAUGAAAAACAACAUUGAGAAAUCUGUUAUUAUUUUUUCUUUCUUUUAUUCAUCAUAUUUCAUCAUUGUCAUCAUGAUCAUUAAGAGAGCUGAUUAUUGGACAUUCUAUUUGAUCAAAGAUUUGUUUUAUAUUAUAUUGUUGUCUAGACAAUUAAAUACAACCACACAAACACACACACAUACACAUACAUGCAUACACAUACAGGCUUGAAUCAAGUUUUCCGAAUUAAAAGAAAACAAUAGAAUAAAGACAGCAAAUAUUGUGAUUUCUUUCCUAGAUAAAAUGAUCUAAUCACGAGGGUAUUUAUAUGUUCAAUCCCUCUCCUUUUUUUCCUUGUUAAUCUUCAUUAUUCACAUGAUUUACAUGAAUUGCCUAAAAAUACACAUGUGUGCAUAUGUGUUGUUAAUGCUAUAAGACAUGUUAUAAGACAGUUGAAUACUCAUCCCUCCUCCACCUCCUGCAAAAAAAUAAUGAUAAAACCGAAUAGUUGUAAACAUUCUCUUUUUUCUUUUUUUCCCCAACUUGUAUCCUACAUUAAUUUUACAAUCUAUUGAUUAUUGUUAAUCUGAUUAUCAUUAUUCUGACUUUUGGCUUGUUUUCGUUUUGUUUUGUUUUGUUUUGUUUU
Schistosoma bovis is the source of this 7146-nucleotide messenger RNA. The record is from the annotation of a GenBank genome assembly. Lineage: Eukaryota; Metazoa; Platyhelminthes; Trematoda; Strigeidida; Schistosomatidae.